Arabis nemorensis is the source of this 1314-nucleotide messenger RNA. The record is from the annotation of a GenBank genome assembly. NCBI's taxonomy places the organism in Eukaryota, Viridiplantae, Streptophyta, Magnoliopsida, Brassicales, Brassicaceae.
AUGCUUUCGUUGAAAGAUCUUGCCGAUAAAAUAGCAGCAGAGUUGCAAAAUUGCUAUUUCGCUGGUGCAGAGUUGUAUGGAAAAAGGGAUGGCGAGUUGCAGCCGUGCAAAAUCUUGAAGGUAGUGACAGAUGGGGAUAGUAAACCUCACUAUGAGGUAGGCUUCCUUGACAAAGAUAAGGAAAUAAAUGAAAACACAGUGCUGUUUGGGGAGGAGCUGUCAUGGAAGAAGUUUCCAUUUAGUAGAAAUUUUCUGAAGUCUUUCAUCCGGGAGUCCACUUGCCAUAGUAUACCUUGGGUAGUUAAAGAGUAUCUGGUUAAAGCACAUGGGAUCACGAGUAAGAUUCCCAAGGAACUACAGAACAAAUAUGUCUAUCAGAAUGGAGAACUGGUUCAGCAAAGGAAACAGGAAGAUAAAACCGGAAAGGAAAAAGGAAAAAGAAAGAGAGCCGAAAAUGACAGACAUGAGGAGACAGAUAGAGAGGUUAAUGAGACUGAGGAAGAGCCUAUCAAUUAUCCAAUUGAAGAUUUACUGUUGCCACUUGAUCCCAAUGAUGCUGAUAUCACUCCGCGUCCUUCUCCUUCACGGGACUUUAGUGUUCCAAUGGAUUGUAUUGGGGAUCUUCUUAUGGUCUGGGACUUUUGUUCCUCAUAUGGUAGGCAGCUGCAUCUAUGGCGAUUUUCUCUUGAGGACUUUGAAAAUGCUGUCUGUCAUAAGGAGAGUAAUUUGGUUCUUAUCAUGGAAGUGCAUGCCUGUCUUUUCCGGUUCCUUAUCAAUGAAGGCAGUGGUCGUUUCAAAGCUUUACAGCGAAGGAGUCGCAAGUCAAAGAUAACAUUGAUCACAUGGACAGAGUUUUUAUGUGAUUUCCUGGAAUCAGUCGAGACUCCUGAUUUGUGCUCUGACAUUGGAACAAUCAAACGAGGACAUUAUGGUCUACUCGACCCCAAUUUAAAGUUGAAAAUCUUAAGGGAAUUAGUGAAUCGUAUAACUGAAACAAGUGUGUUCAAGGGGGAAGUAGAUGAACUUGUUGAACAACGACAUGCCCUUGGAGCUGCUAGAAGAGAAGAAGCAUUGGCGGAGGCCCGACAGAAAAGAGAGGAGAAAGAACGGUCCAAAACUGGUGAUGAAGCUGAUGGAGUUUCGGACAAUAACAGAAUGGAGAAAAAGAAAAAUAGCCCACAAGUAGUAGAAAACAGCAAAGACAGCAAAAUGAAAGAGAACACUGCGGGGGAAAUCAAGAUGGAGAAUGGGUUUGUUUCUUCAGAAAAAAAUGAAAAAACAGAGAAAAGGUUUGGCUUAACUAUAUACGCAUAA